GAGAGGCGUGGCCGUAAAGAGGCACCGCCGUGUCGCGAAAGGGGCCGCAACGCUCGGGGCGCUGGUUGACGGCUGGGACUCCAUUUUGUUCGCGGCUUCUCUGCUCCCGACGUCGAUAGCGCGGUUCCGGAGAGGCGGGGAGGAUGCGGCCCUUGGACGUCGUCGAGCUGGCGGAGCCGGAGGAGGUGGAGGUGCUGGAGCCCGAGGAGGACUUCGAGCAGUUCCUGCUGCCCGUCAUCCACGAGAUGCGGGAGGACAUCGCGGCGCUGACCCGCGAGCGCGGCCGCGCGCACGUGCGGAACCGGAGCAAGCUGUGGGAGAUGGACCAUAUGCUCGUCCAGAUCAAGACGCAGGUGGAGGCCUCGGAGGAGAGCGCCCUGAACCAUCUCCAGAAUCCCGACGACGGGGUCGAGGGCAGGGGGACCACACGGUGCGAGAAGGCGGAGGAGAAGGCCAAGGAGAUCGCGAAGAUGGCAGAGAUGCUGGUGGAGCUGGUGCGGCGGAUAGAGAGAAGCGAAUCGUCGUGAAGGAGGGCGGGCGGUUUGCAGCCAAGGGAUUCUGGUCAACUGAUGGAGAUUGGCGGACGUCCUUGGGAAGCUGAAACCGGAGAGCCUUUUGUUUUCUCUCUCUCUGUCUCUCUCUCGUUUUUUUUUCCCCUCCUCUGUCUACACUCUGUCCUGACUUACACUACGUUUCUGCAAUGGUCUGCGGUUGAUGACCUCAAUAUACGUUUUGACUGUUCAGUGUUUUUGUUUGGGAAUGUAACUUUGACCUGGAAGAUGCUCUCACACGAGAAUUGGGGCCUAGAUUGUAAGCUGGUGCAGCAGUCACGUUUGUGCCUGGGCUUUGGUUAUUUCCAACUUGUGAGGUGCUCUGCACUUUCUUGCGUGACUUGAAAGCUCCCGGGAACUUUGAGUCUGUGUCGUGUGAGACGCAAGCCUUGGAGUUUCCCAGCUCUGGAGAUGCCGAAGGCGCUGCGUUGUUCCCAGAAGAGGACUUCCUAUGGGAACCGCUGCAGAAGCUCAAGGAGGGACCAGACUUGGACGGAAUGUGAAUGGGGCUGAUCUGGCUAGGACUGGAUGAAUGAGACGACGGGGUGGAGGAGGGUGCUGUUUGUAUUUGGGGACUUUAAUUUCUGUGUGAGACCAAAGGAGAAGAGAUGUAUUUUGUUCAAAAUUUAAAUUUUACGUGGCACGCUGUGGGAUGUAACCUGUCUGGUCAGCCUGUUUGGACAACCCGACUCCGCCUUGUUUGACGAGGAACCUAGACUAGACAAGAUCUUGGCAUUCUGUGCAAGCUGUGUAAUGCCCUGGUGCAUCUCAGGGGAUUCUGGGUAGGAUAUGGAAGAGAUACCUGCAGAGGCUCUUGAGGGGCCAGAAGGGAGAGGAGGACUGUCUGCAUCGGACCCUACACUGGACAGGGACUGGGUAUUUUUGAAGUUCGUAAGUUGUCCUGCUAUUUGUUCAUUUGAUUAGCAGACCUGACAGGCAUUUGAGGUCAAAACCCUACCAUGUGUAAUAAAAAGGAAAAAAAAAAAGUGACCAUGUUAAUAAAAGUAUUCAUUUGCUUGAAAAGACGAAA
This is a messenger RNA of Suricata suricatta (meerkat), 1581 nucleotides long. It is a transcript of the gene MRFAP1, whose product is annotated as Morf4 family associated protein 1. The record is from RefSeq and is a predicted model, not a curated record. Bases 144 to 527 code for a protein of 127 amino acids. The transcript is spliced from 3 exons. NCBI's taxonomy places the organism in Eukaryota, Metazoa, Chordata, Mammalia, Carnivora, Herpestidae.